AGGAGUUCACAAUUUAAUUUCAUAUUCUCUGAAGUAACAUUGAAAAGUAUCAAGAAUGGGUCUAAACAAGUCAAACUGUUUCCUGCUUUUAGUACUGGUAGCUUUGGCUAUUAUAAGAGAGAAUCCAGCAAACUCUGAGGAUGCUGGUUCACAAGGAAAGAAUAGAUUGACGCUCGCAAGAUGUAAUUAUUCUGAAGUGGGUCUCCGUUCAUGCGCUUCUUGUCUUGACGCAAUAUUGUGCACGCCACUGAAUGUUGGCAUUGUUCGUCGCUGCAAAGGCGACAAGAAUAACUGCAAUAAUGGCACCUGCACUGAUACUCCCAGCCCCAGCUGUAAUUCCACCUCACCGCAACAGAGGCGUCCCACCUUUGGUUUUACUAUAAAAUUUUAGAGAUCAACAAAACGAAACGUCCCACAUUGGUACAAAAUAUUACAGAUGAAUAAAUAUAUUAUGCAAAA
Messenger RNA from Papilio xuthus (Asian swallowtail), 459 nucleotides. RefSeq lists its product as uncharacterized. NCBI's taxonomy places the organism in Eukaryota, Metazoa, Arthropoda, Insecta, Lepidoptera, Papilionidae. The transcript has 4 exons. The record is from RefSeq and is a predicted model, not a curated record. The coding region runs from base 56 to 391 and encodes 111 amino acids.